Molecule: messenger RNA, 529 nt
Organism: Thamnophis elegans (Western terrestrial garter snake)
Lineage: Eukaryota; Metazoa; Chordata; Lepidosauria; Squamata; Natricidae
Product: src kinase-associated phosphoprotein 1-like
Exons: 6
Coding region: 68-508 (146 amino acids)
Source: RefSeq, a predicted model, not a curated record
AGCAAUAAAUCCUAGCAAAUUUUGUUUGGGUUCAUUUGUUGUUGUUUUUACUCUAGAUUUGAACCUAAUGAAAGCUGCAGCAGAUAUCCUUCCUGAGGACGUCCAGAAGCUCUUUGGAGAAGUUGAAGAUUAUCUGGAAAACCUACAGAGUGAGAGCCUUAGUGCUAGAGCACGGAUACAGAGAGAUGAAAUCCUAUUUGAUAUUGAACAACUUAAAGAGAGGUAUCAGUGGGGAUUCCUACCGGGAGAUGAGAACAAUAUACAGAAGGCUACUGAAGAUCAAGGAAUCGUUUUAAAACAAGGCUAUUUGGAAAAGAGAGCUAAAGACUCCAAAAUCUUUGGUUCUGAGUGGCAAGGAGAUGGUGUGUUCUUGACAAUACAGCUUUCUACUAUUAUGCAAAUGAAAAAAGCAAACAACCAAAAGGCAUGUUUGCUAUUGAGCACUAUCAUGCUCAGUUGGCUCCCUAUCUGCGCAAGGAUUCCCGAAGAGAUUGCUGCUUUGAGCUGAUUUCUCCUGGUAAACGAACCU